Penicillium malachiteum is the source of this 1533-nucleotide messenger RNA. RefSeq names its product glutamyl-tRNA(Gln) amidotransferase subunit HER2. Gene Ontology annotation, cellular component: glutamyl-tRNA(Gln) amidotransferase complex; mitochondrion. The coding region runs from base 1 to 1533 and encodes 510 amino acids. Gene Ontology annotation, biological process: mitochondrial translation; glutaminyl-tRNAGln biosynthesis via transamidation. The transcript is spliced from 4 exons. Lineage: Eukaryota; Fungi; Ascomycota; Eurotiomycetes; Eurotiales; Aspergillaceae. The record is from RefSeq and is a predicted model, not a curated record. Gene Ontology annotation, molecular function: glutaminyl-tRNA synthase (glutamine-hydrolyzing) activity.
AUGUCCCUUCUACGCGAGGCUGAGAGAUUGAUCACCAAUCAACAUGCUCAGGCUCAAGCUCUUAAUGCCUUCAUAACCCCACUGCCUCGUGCAGGCCAAUGGGUAGACCGCGUAAAUGAGGCAGACCGACGCCGGGAACAAGGAAAACCAAAAUCCAAUGUUGACGGCCGGCUGGUCUCUAUUAAAGAUAAUAUUUGCACGCGCGAUCUCCCGACAACCUGUGCCUCGGGUAUUCUUGACAAAUUCACCAGUCCAUUCAACGCGACAGUGGUCGAUCAAUUGGAAGACGCUGGAGCAAUUAUCGCAGGGAAGACCAACUUGGAUGAAUUUGGAAUGGGAUCAAACUCUGUUCAUUCACGAUUUGGACCCGUCAAGAAUUCGCGCCGUGAUAGUAGCGGGCAGGAUCUCGUUGCGGGAGGUAGUUCGGGUGGGAGUGCCGUUGCAGUUGCAGCAGAUCAGUGCUAUGUCGCACUUGGCACAGAUACAGGAGGUUCAGUCAGACUUCCAGCUGCGUAUACUGGAACCAUUGGAUUCAAGCCAUCAUACGGGUUGAUCUCGCGAUGGGGCGUAGUUGCCUACGCCAAUUCUUUAGAUACUGUUGGAAUACUGGGAAAAACAACCUCUAGUGUUCGAGAUGUCUUCUCUAUCCUUAACCGCCAUGACCAACGCGACCCAACCAGCGUAUCCGCGUUUUCACGAACACGCAUUCUCGAGCAGCUCCAAGAAUCCCGAUUUGCAUCUCGAUUGAAUUCUACUCCUUUACGGAUAGGCGUGCCUGUCGAGUACAACAUUUCCGAGCUGACACCAUCAGUCCGAAGAGCCUGGCUCAUGUCCCUGGCACAUUUACAAGCACAAGGACAUACAAUCCACCCCGUCUCAUUACCAGCGACAAAGCAUGCCUUAUCAGCAUAUUAUGUUCUCGCCCCAGCUGAGGCAUCCUCAAAUCUGGCCAAGUAUGAUGGAGUACGGUAUGGUACUCGUGCUGAUGGACCAGAUAAUACUGGGAAACCUGAUGGGUAUCUCUACUCGAAUACGAGAGGCAGUGGGUUUGGAUCAGAAGUGCAACGUCGCAUUCUAUUGGGCACGUUUAGCUUAAGUGCCGAUGCUAUGGAUAAUUACUUUAUUCAAGCACAGCGUGUUCGCCGGUUGGUCCAAUUGGACUUCAACGCUGUCUUCCGUGCCACGCAUCCACUAGCUGCUGCUGGGGAUUCAGAUGCAGCAAGGUCUUCGUCAAUGGAUGUGGAUGUUCUUAUUUGCCCUACUGCUCCAUCAUCACCAUCCCGACUCUCGGAUGUUACUGGCGCAUCGGCUGGUUCGUCGCCGUUGGAUGCAUACGUCAAUGAUGUGUUCACAGUACCGGCUAGUCUGGCUGGCUUGCCUGCCAUCUCUGUACCGGUGACUGCGUCCGAGUUGAGCCAGGAUUCGGAUGCUAGCGAUGUUACCGGAAUUCAGGUUGUGGGGCAGUAUGGUGAUGAUGAGUUGGUGAUGCAAGUUGGCGAGUUACUUGAGGGUCUUCACUUUGGAUCAUCAUAG